Dioszegia hungarica is the source of this 903-nucleotide messenger RNA. Its product is annotated as putative succinyl-CoA synthetase alpha chain, gdp-forming. The transcript has 4 exons. The record is from RefSeq and is a predicted model, not a curated record. Gene Ontology annotation, cellular component: mitochondrion; succinate-CoA ligase complex (ADP-forming). Gene Ontology annotation, biological process: tricarboxylic acid cycle. NCBI's taxonomy places the organism in Eukaryota, Fungi, Basidiomycota, Tremellomycetes, Tremellales, Bulleribasidiaceae. Bases 1 to 903 code for a protein of 300 amino acids. Gene Ontology annotation, molecular function: succinate-CoA ligase (GDP-forming) activity; succinate-CoA ligase (ADP-forming) activity.
AUGGUGAAAGAGGGGGCUAAGGUGCUGAUUAUGGGCACUGGCAAAGCUUCUCAAUUCCACAACUCCAUCGCCCAAAAGUUCGGUACAAACAUACUCGGCGCCACCUCACCCAACAAGUCGGGCCAGACCUUCCUCGGCAAACCGGUCUUCCCUUCCCUCCGCGAGGCCCAAUCAGAGCUCAAGCCAGAUGUCGUCUCGGUGUUCGUACCUGCCAAGCUCGCGGCUGACGCUGUAAUCGAGUGUAUCGAGGCGGAAGUGCCGCUGAUUGUGGCGUAUGCGGAAGGUGUACCGACCCAGGAUCAGCUGCGGAUUCAGUCUGUUCUGCGCAGCCAGGGCAAGUCUAGGCUUAUCGGCGCCAACUGUCCCGGUAUGAUCAUCCCGCACGCCAAGGUCAAGCUGGGCAUCCAACCAUUAGCGGUCCACUCGCCUGGAUGCGUCGGUCUCGCAUCUCGGUCCGGUACCAUCUCUUACGAGCUCGCCGCCCAAACAACCGCCCUCGGCCUCGGCCAAUCGAUCGUGUUCGGUCUCGGCGGUGACCCCUUCCCCGGUACCCGCACACACGAGGCCCUCUCGCUCAUGCUCGCCGACCCGCACUCCAAGGUCAUCUGCGUGAUAGGCGAGGUCGGUGGUCAGAUGGAGGAGGAGGUGGCGGAGGUGUAUAAGAAGUAUCUCGCCUCACUGGCGUCAGGCGAACAGGCCAAGCCGGUCGUCGGUUUCGUAGCGGGUCUCAAUACGGAGAGGGGGUUGAUGUAUGGUCACGCAGGGGCGGUGUGGUGGGAUGAGACAGAGACAGCGAGGAGUAAGAAGCAGUGCUGGGCAGAUGCGGGGAUCAGGGUGGUCGAGACCCUUGGGGAGGUGGGUGGGGUCCUCAUGGAGGAGGCGAAGCGUGUCGGCGCAGCAUGA